AUGUCCUUUGCAGUGAACAAGCUAAAUCAGUUCUUAAAGGCUCCAACAACCACGCAUUGGUCUGCUGCCAAAAGGAUACUCAGGUACUUGAAGGGAACCAUACAUCACGAGCUACACAUCAAAUACAGUGAGAUACUCACUUUAACUGGCUUUUCAGAUGCCAACUGGGCCAGUUGUCCUAAUGAUAGAAAAUUUGUUGCUGGCUAUUGUGUUUUCUUUGGAGACACACUUGUUUCCUGGUCCUCUAAAAAGCAGACUGUUGUUGCCAAAUCUAGCACAGAAUCGGAGUACCUCGCCUUAGCCCAAGUUGCUGCAGAAAUUGCCUAG
Molecule: messenger RNA, 327 nt
Organism: Humulus lupulus (European hop)
Lineage: Eukaryota; Viridiplantae; Streptophyta; Magnoliopsida; Rosales; Cannabaceae
Exons: 1
Coding region: 1-327 (108 amino acids)
Source: RefSeq, a predicted model, not a curated record